AUGUACACAUCAGUCAGUUACAUUUCAGUCUCCACCCCAUAAAUGAAGAAAUCCCGCCUUCUCUGUUGGAAGUACUGUUCAACUGACCAAUCGCUGCUCGAAACUUCCCAGCGUGUGACCAACCGCGGACGUUUUGGGAGCCUCGAUAGGCGGAACAAUAGUGGGCCUGGCUCGUAGGUUUGGUUGUGUGGGUAAGCAUUGAAUAAGAUUUUACUCGGUGGACCGGAGCUGAUUUGGACCGGGCUGAAUAUCACCACACCUUAUUUUUUGGACAACUUCAUCCAUAGGGCUUUACAUCAUACUCAACCGGAUACUUUCAUCCCAUUGCAUUGCAAGGAAUAAUAAUUCAGGAUCUGUAUUUUUCUUCUUAUCAAUGGCAUGGCUUUUGAAGAAACUUGAUUUUUCUUGAAGUGUUUGGAAAAUUCUGAGGAAAAACUGAAGUUACUGUUUUGAAGUAAAGUUUUACUACAACGAUGGAUCAGCAAGCAGCUGGAGGGGAGGACCCAAAUAAGCCUUCCAAAAAGAAAUCCAGCGAGGAUGAGAGUAAAAACAAGAAACUGAACAUACACAUAAAAACAUUGGCUGAUGACAUGCGUGACCGAAUCACCAGUUUUCGAAAGCAAGGCACGAAGAAGGAGAAGCUCCUCAUCCAGCACCCCACGGACCCUCUCUCCCCCCAGACAGAGCUGCCCGUGCCCCAGCCACUGUUUGACGACCGCUCAUGGAACCUGUCAGAGAAAGAGAUCAUUGACCUAUUUGAAAAGAUGAUGGAGGACAUGAACCUGAAUGAGGAACGUAAAGCCCCCUUGCGUGGUAAGGACUUGAGCACCAAACGGGAGAUGGUGGUCCAGUACAUUUCUGCCACGGCAAAAUCUAUAACUGGGAGCAAAGUUGCGGGUGGACUGAGGAACAGCAAGCACGAGUGUACGCUGUCGUCACAGGAGUACGUGCACGAACUACGCUCCGGCAUCUCCGAAGACAAACUGCUCAACUGUCUGGAGUCCCUGCGCGUGUCCUUGACCAGCAACCCCGUCAGCUGGGUGAAUAAUUUUGGCCAUGAGGGUCUCGGACUUCUUUUGGAUGUGCUGGAGAAGCUGCUGGACAAGAAACAGCAAGAGAACAUUGACAAGAGGAACCAGCAUAAACUCAUUCAAUGCCUCAAGGCCUUCAUGAACAAUAAGUAUGGCCUGCAAAGGAUCCUUGGGGAUGAACGAAGCCUCCUCCUCCUCGCGAGGGCGAUUGAUCCCAAACAGACUAAUAUGAUGACAGAGAUUGUCAAGAUUCUGUCUGCCGUCUGUAUUAUUGGAGAGGAAAACACUCUGGAUAAGAUCCUGGCAGCCAUGACCAUAGCAGCGGAGAGGAAUAAUAAGGAGAGGUUUGCACCGAUAGUGGAAGGGCUGGAGAACCAUGAAGCCCAGCAGCUGCAGGUGGCCUGCAUGCAGCUGAUCAAUGCCCUUGUUACCUCUCCGGAUGAUUUAGACUUCAGAAUACAUUUACGAAAUGAAUUCCUGCGCUGUGGCCUCAAGAAGAUCCUACCAGAGCUGAAGGAGACAGAAGAGCUUGACAUACAGUUGAAGGUGUUUAAUGAAAAUAAGGAGGAGGAUUCGAUCGAGCUAUCUCACCGAUUGGACGACAUCCGCGCAGAGAUGGAUGAUAUGGGUGAGGUGUAUCAUCUCUUGUCCAACAUGGUGAAAGACACAGGUUCAGAGCCUUACUUCCUGUCUAUCCUCCAGCAUCUGAUGCUUGUCAGGAAUGACUAUUAUAUCAGGCCUCAGUAUUACAAGGUGAUCGAGGAAUGUGUGUCUCAGAUCGUCCUUCACCGCAGUGGGAUGGACCCAGAUUUUGGCUACAGAGAAAGACUGGAUAUAGACUUCACUCAUCUCAUCGACCAGUGUGUGGAUAAAGCCAAGGUGGAGGAAAGCGAGCAGAGAGCGUCUGAAUUCUCCAAAAAGUUCGAUGAGGAGUUCAGCGCACGGCAGGAAGCUCAGGCCGAGCUGCAGAAACAGGAGGAAAAAAUCAAAGGGCUGGAGGCGCAGAUCAACACCCUUCAGGCGCAGUUGACUAGUGAGAGAGACAAGCUCAAAGAAGCAGAGAAACGCAUCAGCGAAAGAGAUAGCAAGAUCGCGGCAGGACCUGGAGCGGGCAGUGGCAUUCCUCCACCACCACCAGGGGGCAUCGCACCACCACCACCUCCCCCUCCACCACCUCCAUCUGGAGGUAUACCACCUCCUCCACCGCCACCUCCCUGUCCGGCAACUAUGGGACCUCCACCACCACCUCCUCCUCCUGGCUUCGGCCCUCCACCGCCACCUGGUGGAGGCCCACCCCCACCUCCCGGUAUGCCUUUAGGUCCUCCCCCACCUGUUGUACAGCUGCCUUACGGACUGGUGCCCAAGAAGAUUUACAAACCUGAGACCGUCAUGAAGCGGGUGAACUGGUCAAAGAUAGUGCCUCAGGAGAUGGCGGAAAAUUGCUUUUGGCUGAAAGUCAAAGAAGAGCGGUUUGAGAACAUGGACAUGUUUGACCAGCUUUCACUCGCCUUCUCUUCCAAAACCAGAGUGAAAAAGGACGUGGACGAAACAGAUGACAGGAUGACACAAUUCAAGAAAAAAGCAAAAGAGCUGCGAAUUCUCGAUGCCAAGACUGCCCAGAAUCUGUCAAUUUUCCUGGGAUCAUUCCGGCUGCCUUAUGAAGAGAUCCGGGAUAUCGUGCUGCAGGUGGAUGAAGAGAGGCUAAGUGAAGCGCUAAUCCAGAACCUGAUCAAAAAUCUUCCUGAGCAGAAGGAGCUGAGCAAUCUGGCUGAGCUGAAGAAUGAAUACGAGGAGCUUUGUGAGUCUGAGCAGUUUGGCAUUGUGAUGAGUUCAGUCAAGAUGCUGCGUCCUCGGUUGAACGGCAUUCUGUUCAAGCUGACGUUCGAGGAGCAGGUGAACAACAUCCGUCCGGACAUCAUGAAUGUGACCUUUGCCUGUGAAGAGGUGAAGAAAAGUGAAGGAUUCAGCAUGCUUCUGGAAAUAGUGUUGCUGGUGGGGAAUUACAUGAACGCAGGAUCUAGAAAUGCCCAGACGUUCGGCUUCAACAUCAGUUUCCUCUGCAAGCUUCGUGACACAAAGUCAACAGACCAGAAUACCACUCUUCUGCACUUCCUGGCUGAAAAGUGUGAAGAGAAGUAUCCUGGGAUUCUCAAGUUCCCAGAAGAGCUUGAACAUGUGGACAGCGCCAGCAAGGUAUCUGCCCAGAUCCUGAAAGCCAGCCUGGACACAAUGGAGCGUCAUAUCCAGAGACUGGAGAACGACAUUCAGAACUUCCCAAAGAAUGAUGACAAACACGAUAAGUUUGUUGAAAAGAUGUCAGGCUUUUCCAAGCAUUCCAGAGAGCAGUACGAGAAGCUUUCUACCAUGCAUAAGAAUAUGCAGAAGCUCUACGAGAGCCUGGGAAGCUACUUCGCCUUCGACCCCCACACUGUUAGCAUUGAGGACUUCUUUGGAGACCUGGCUACCUUCCGCAACCUCUUUACGGAUGCUGUAAGGGACAACCACAAGAAGAGGGAGAUGGAGGAGAAGAUCAAGAGAGCCAAGCUUGCAAAGGAGAAAGCAGAGCGGGAAAAGCUAGAAAGACAGCAGAAGAAGAAACAGCUGAUUGACAUGAAUAAAGAAGGUGAUGAGACAGGAGUGAUGGACAGCCUCAUGGAAGCCUUGCAGUCUGGAGCAGCCUUCCGUGACCGAAGGAAAAGAACCCCACGCAACGGUGAUCAAAGCCCUUCCGGUUCUGCACCUUGGUGGCCGGGUGCUAACCAUGACGCAUCCACUGGAAAGAGCAGACAACCGUCGCACUGGUUUGGAAAGAUCCCGUUCACGUCACAAUCCAAACCCUAUGGUCCGAUGAUCGCUUGCCGGCUAAGGACGAGCUUUGCCAAGUGCCAAAGACCCAGAAGUGGGGACGUUGAAGAGGGUUGUACAGGGAUUGAGAGAAAGCCACCCGGAAAGCCCUCCCCUUUUAAAAUAUAUACACACACGCCCAAAUGAACAUGCAUACGCAAUGAACCUCAAAGACGCGUGCCGCCGCUCACCCUUCAUCACAGGAUAACCAUGACUCUCUGUGAAGCCUUAUAUAUAUAAUGGUCCACUGCUCCUCUUGCAUAAAACCUGAUCAAUUUAGGUGUGUUUAUUUCAGAUGUUUGCUUGACUUUGUUUGUUUGUUUUUUUCAUGAUUGUCUUGGUUCUGUUUAUAUCUCACGACGCUAACUCCCUUGAUCUGGCUCACGUCCAUCCCUCUAUCUGCAAACAGUCAAAUUAUUGGCUGCAGUUGGAUUUCUCACUAUUGGAUUUUUCGGCACACAAAUACGCUCUUUUUGUUGACAGAAUGCCUAAAGCAUCGAUAUAGAGUGUACGGGUCUGUUCACACCCCCCUUGGUUUUUAUUUUAUUUCUCAUUUUAUCAUCAGUCAUAUAUAUAUAUAUAUAUAUAUAUAUUCUCUGAUCACGUUUUUUAUUCAUAUGUCACAGAUCUGAUGUAUGUAGCAACAUGAAAAGCUGCUGAUUUUAGCGUCUACCUUACCGCGUGUACACAUUUGUGCAGUGCGAGAUGCCACAAGGUACCCGAGAUGGUUGAAUGUUAUUGCUCUUUAUCUACGGUAAACACUUCAAACACACAUAGACAUUUCUCUUGCCGAGUCAAAGGUUUUAUUAAAGCGAAUCUGCGGGUAUGUGAAGCAAGCUCGAAUCAAAGCGAUGCCAUUCAUUCCUGUUUUCAGACGUGUCAUAGGUUUUCUGUACUUGUAGCUUUUAGUCCUUUAUGUAGGAGAGUAUUUUAGUGAACUGUAGCUUAGUGUGUGUGUGUGUGUGUGUGUGUGUGUGUUUUCUUCAAAAUCCAUUGGCCAUUUUUAAGAGCUCUUAGAUCUGCCACCUUUUCCUCUCCAACUACAUUUUACCUUUUGAAUUUAAUAGAUUCAGAAACUCUAAGGACUGGAUUACUGAAAUUGUUACAGUGGUUAUUUUACAGGGAUGUUUAAAACAGGGUAAAGACGCUGUAAUUUUCACUAUAUAGCAUCUGAUGUUAAUAUGGGCUAGUCAUUAAACUUACAGUAUGAAGAAGCUCAUAGUACAAUACAUCCCUUUAUACCACAGGCCUGUCAAAUGCUUUAUUCUGAUUGGUUGAGAAAUCUUCCACGGUUUCUGUAAAAUGCACACCUGAUCUGUCAAAUGUCUUAAAAAAACCACCAGAGCAAUGUUUGUGGUAACCAUGGUAUAUGCUGAAAUAAUUGUAUAUAGACGGUUUCAGCAGUAACAACAUAAACACGCGGCUUUCGUGGUCAUCACGUAACUUUUGGUAAACUCUGCGAAGAAUAAAUAACAACAAAGUCCUUUUAAAGUAGUUUAUUUAUAUAACAAGCAAAAUAAACAACAGUAAAGUUCAGACCAGGCGCUUAUCACGUCACCGCACGUGCGCUCGAUGAAACGGUCUAUAUAUAUAUCGCAUCGUACCGCAUUACCACCUUGAGUGUGCACUAUUUUCAAAUAAUUCAUCAAUUAUUCCUUACCUAUAAAACUUUUACAGGGUUCCCACGGGUCCUUGAAAGUUUGUGAAUCUGGGGGGAAAUUCCCUGGGGAGUUUUUGAAAAUAUACAAACAAUGAUACUGGUCAUUGAAAGUGCUGGAAUUUAUUUUAUGCAAGAAGUUUUCUGGGGGAAAAAAAUCCAUAUUAUUCCCUGUGAAGUGUAGGAUAAUAUCAUUAAAAAUUCUAGACUUUAAGCACACGUGCUAAACUGUUCGCUUUAAAUGCUUAUAACUUCUGUAUGCGAAUGUUGAUUAAUACCAAAAUGCUUUUUUGCAUAGUUGUGUUUGACACAUGAAAACGUCUCGGGUUACGUAUGUAACUGUGGUUCCCUGAGAAGGGAACUAGACGCUGCGUCUCCCUUGCCAUACUUCCUGCGUCCCUGUAACGCCAUCUUUGGCAAUAUUUCAGAUAGCGAUAUACUUCCUGGUUCUCGCAUCACCCUGUCUUUGUCGUUAGCUCUCACCAUUGGUUAAAUUUAAUAUACACAUUCAGACACACUUACCCCUGGAGGCGUCCCAAAAGUGUCACCGCAGUGACGCAGCGCGAGUUCCCUCGAAAGGGAACUGUAAAAAUGUAUCUUAAAAGGUAACACGAUGUAACCUUGCUCUCACUUGAAAUGUGUCCCCACAUUUAGUCCUUGAAUUUGAGGGUACUGGACCUGGAAAGUCCUUGAAUGGUUCUUGAAUUUGAAGUUAACUAAGCUGUGGGAACCCUGUAUUUACUUUCGAGUAAGGCUACUUUAUAGAUAUCCUCUCAAAGCUCAUUUUAGUGGCAUUCUUUUGUAAUUUGUAAAAUAUGUAUUUAUUCACAGUUUGCCAGAUAAUGCCUGAAGCCUUUGAUGUGUGAACAUUAGCCAGAUUCCAGUGCAAAGAAGAUAUAACAGUGACAGUAAAGAGAUGUUCACGACAUGGUGGCUGUCUUGAUGUGAAAACCAUUAGUGGAUUUUCUCUGCCACUUCCUUGCGCUCUUGCUUGUGGCGUGAGUAGUCAUUUGCCAUAAUGUUUCAUGUCCCCCAUGUCCAUAACACUGCAGGCAACUCUAUGUAAAACAGUGUCUGCUCUCUUACGGGUGAAUGGAGUUAUACUGCCUAACGUACUGGUACAUGCCAUACAGAAAUUGCAAUUUUUACACACCCAAAGCUUAUUUACCCUGAUGUUUCAACAGAUGCUAUCUUGGGUUGUUUUGUUCAUACGGUAUGUAAGUGCGGUGCUUUUAAACAACCUACUGUUAGACAGGCUUUCUCUUUACUCAAACCCUCUAGAGUGAGGAAAGGUCGAGAUGCGGCGUAUCGCAAUCCAUUGAUUUGCUUUUCUAAUUAAAACUGGCCUUUCAGUGCUUUCCAGCACAACACAAUAGAUGCUGCGCUGGGCUCGUAUGCGAUACGCUAUUUUAAACUCACGUUAAUGGUAAUUACAGCAUCCAUACCCUUUAAGUGCAGACACCUCAAACAUACAGUUACGUGAUCUGAAGGCCAGCAUCAAUGGUACAAAGUAAAAAAGCAUUCAGGAAAUAGUC
Messenger RNA from Misgurnus anguillicaudatus (oriental weatherfish), 7067 nucleotides. NCBI's taxonomy places the organism in Eukaryota, Metazoa, Chordata, Actinopteri, Cypriniformes, Cobitidae. The record is from RefSeq and is a predicted model, not a curated record.